Molecule: messenger RNA, 1923 nt
Organism: Trichoderma citrinoviride
Lineage: Eukaryota; Fungi; Ascomycota; Sordariomycetes; Hypocreales; Hypocreaceae
Product: HET-domain-containing protein
Exons: 5
Coding region: 1-1923 (640 amino acids)
Source: RefSeq, a predicted model, not a curated record
AUGGACAACAACCCCCUGCCCCAGCGCCCCAAACAGUCCCUCCACAUCCCAGAAGACCAGCGAUACGUCUACCAGCCCAUCAAAGAAGCCAAGUCCGUCCGCUUCCUCAUCCUACAGCCCGGCUCCGGCUCCGACCCCUUAAUCGGGGGCCUCCAGCUCGGGAGUCUGGACGCAGCAGAGCUCGGCGAGCUGCCCCCUUACGAAGCAAUCUCCUACGUCUGGGGCACGAGUGACCGGCUCGCCACGCUGCUCUGCGACGGCGCCGUCCUGCCACUGACGCAGAGCAUCCGGGAUGCGUUGGUGAGGGUCCGGCUGCCGGAUCGGGCGCGCCGGCUGUGGGCAGAUCAGAUAUGCAUCAACCAGGACGACGUGGCGGAGCGCAGCCAGCAGGUGAAGCUCAUGAAUGCCGUGUACAAGAACGCGAGCAAGGUGCUUGUGUGGUUGGGGAGGGACGCAGAUGGAGUCGCGGCGGACGCGGUGCGAAUGGUGCAUUAUCUGGAUGGCGUGUUCAAGGACGACGAGGCGCACGAGGCGUUCAAGGUUGCGCAUGAGGAGCAUCUGGCGAUGCAGAGCGCGGAGAGAUGGAUUCCUCUGGCGAAGCUGACCAAGCUGCCGUGGUUCCACCGGAUAUGGAUCGUCCAAGAGAUCGGAACCACCGCCCCGGCGACGCUCUACUGGGGCGACGUGGAGAUGGACUGGGACACGCUCUCCUUCGUGGCGGGCAUCCUCAACGAGCGAUACCACCACCUGCGCACGCGCUUCUUCAUCGGCACCUCCAACAUCCGCUACCUGCGCCAGCGCUUCGUCGAGCCCGCCGAGGCGCACGACAGCCAGUUCCACAACAGGGGCACCUUCGCCUACGAGCUGCACCGCGCGCGGCACCUCCUCGCGCAGGACCCGCGGGACCACGUGUACGCCUUUCUGGGGCACUUCUCCCUGACCAAGGGCGGCAGCAAGGAGCUCCGGGGCCUGGUGGCGGACUACUCCAAGAGCGUCGAGGAGGUCUACCUCGACGUCGCGGUGCGCGGCCUCAGGGGCGCAGACGACCUCAUCAUGCUGUCCGCGACGCACCACAGCCGGCCCAACAACAGGAGGCGCGCGCCGGGGAACGAGCGGCACUUGGAUCUGCCCUCGUGGGUGCCUGACUGGCGGGACCUGCCGAUGCACAUCCUCGGGUCACCGGCGGUGCCGCAUCGGGCGUCGGGGGACACGAGGCCGGAGCUGACGAUUGACGAGGAGGCGAGGGUGCUGCAUAUCCGGGGCGUCAGGGUCGACGUUGUGGAGCGGCAUUCGUGGACGAUUUACGGGACGGCGUUUCAGGUGCGGCAGGACGAUCAGGGGUCGAACAGGAAGAACGACCAAUACGUCUCCCGGACACACCCCAUGGAGGUCCUCUGGAAGCAAAUCUGCGGCUUCCAGACGUUUACCUUAUCCCGCGACUACAGCAGAUCCGCCUUCUUCGCCCUCAUCCAGACCCUCACCAACGCCUGCACGGGCAUGGACCGCUCGCGGCCGUACUCAUCCGUCUCGCCCAACGAAUGGCUCGCCAGCGGAGCGGCGUACCUCCAAACCCCCAUCUCCCCCUCCAUCCACGCCCUCUCCCUCACGGGCGACCCCUUCAAAUGGAGCCACGAAGCGACCCUCAUCACGCGCUACCGCCGCUUCGCAGUCACCCGCGGGGGAUACUUUGUGCUCGGCCCGGACGCCCUUCAGGAGGGCGACGUGGUGGUCCUUUUACGCGGCGGGAAGACGCCCUUUUUGCUGCGCGAGGUGCAUGAUGAUGAUGAUGGUACUGCGAGUGGUGGUGGUUCUGGUGGUGGAUGGGUUCUUGUGGGAGAGUGUUAUGUUCAUGGGCUUAUGGAUGGGGAGGGAUGGGUUGGGAAGGAGGAUGGGGGGAGGGAGGAGGUGUUUUCGAUAAGAUGA